Pistacia vera is the source of this 2241-nucleotide messenger RNA. RefSeq lists its product as uncharacterized. The record is from RefSeq and is a predicted model, not a curated record. Lineage: Eukaryota; Viridiplantae; Streptophyta; Magnoliopsida; Sapindales; Anacardiaceae. The coding region runs from base 25 to 1347 and encodes 440 amino acids. The transcript is spliced from 8 exons.
ACUGUCUUUAAACACCAUGGUGAAAUGUUAACGGAGAAAAGAAGUGAGAAUGGUUUUCGUGUUGUGCGUCGGGGAAGGAGGUUUGGUCGAUUUUAUAGACAGAGAUCGUGGCAUUGGGUGUUUUUCCUUGCUGCACUCUUUUUGAUGUGUUCUGUUCCCUUUGCCUUAAAAUUCUUUUCUCAUGGUAAGUUGGAAAGUAGGGCAUUAAAUACGCAAGAAGUGCAAGAAGUAACUUCUGAUACUGUAAAACCACGAAGCAAUCGCACUAGGCGGUAUUUUGCCUGCAUAAUCGGAUUCUCAGAGUCAGUUACUGAGAUUGUUGAGCUCAAAGAUUUUAUGAAUUUCUCUAAAUUUUCACUAGACUACAUUGAGAAGGAAGAUAAACCUUCUACAACCAACUUUUUUGAACCUAGAUUUGGAGGACAUCAGAGUCUUCAGGAAAGAGAAAAAUCCUUCUAUGCGGAAAAUCAAACUCUUCAUUGUGGAUUUGCUAAAGGACAGCCUCAAUUUCCAAGCACUGGAUUUGAUUUGGAUGAAAAGGAUAGGACAUACAUGAAUACUUGUAAGGUUGUGGUAUCUUCUUGCAUCUUUGGGAGCUCUGAUUUUCUGAGGAGGCCUACCAGCCGGAUGAUUAGUGAAUUUUCCAAGAAAAAUGUUUGUUUUGCCAUGUUUGUGGAUGAGCAAACACUAUUAACACUGUCUUCAGAGGGUAGCAUUCCUGAUGACGAAGGACAUAUUGGUUUGUGGAGAAUUGUUGUUGUUAAGAACUUACCAUAUAAGGACAUGCGGAGAACUGGAAAAGUGCCAAAACUUUUAUCACAUCGUCUCUUUCCUUCUUCUAGGUAUUCAAUUUGGCUUGACAGUAAGAUGCGACUUCAGGCUGAUCCAAUGCUUAUAAUUGAAUUCUUUUUGUGGAGAACAAGGUCUGAGUAUGCCAUUUCCAAUCAUUAUGAUCGCCACUGUGUCUGGGAAGAGGUAGUUCGAAAUAAGCUUCUGAAUAAGUAUAACCACACGGCCAUUGAUGAACAAUUUAUAUUUUACCAGUCUGAUGGCCUCACCAAGUUUGAGCCUUCUGAUCCAAAUACUCCUCUUCCAAGUUAUGUUCCUGAAGGUUCUUUUAUUGUCCGGGCUCAUACACCAAUGUCAAAUUUAUUUUCAUGUCUCUGGUUUAAUGAAGUUGAUCGAUUUACAUCGCGUGAUCAAUUAAGCUUUGCAUAUACGUACUUGAAAUUGAGGAGAAUGAAUCCAGAAAAACCUUUCUACCUGAAUAUGUUUAAGGAUUGUGAACGUAGGCAGAUGACAAAGCUAUUCAAGCAUCGGCAACUAUCACCUCCAUCUGUUACUUAAGGACUGGAGUAAAUCAAUCUAUGUAGGACUUAUCUUGGAGGUGAAGAAUACAAAUUCUACAUCAAUCGCCUUCUAUAAUGGACCUUUUGAGCUUGACACUAACAAACCCUGGUCCAGUUUCUUUAUUCAAAAUUGGUUAGGUUAAUCGUACAGCUCUUUUGUAGCUUUCUGUUUCUUUAAUCUGGAGAUGUAAUUAGUUUGGUCAUAAAACAUAGUGCGAUGCUGCUAUUAAUUGAGAAAGAAUCUAGAAGGCAGGUUCGCCAUUUUGUGGGCUCUACUGAAAUUCUGAAGGCAACUGGCAGACAAGAAAGUAUAAAGAUUUUGAACUUACAAUUGUUGGGUGACUAAUGAAUUUAUUUGGCAGACUGCAGAGAUAGCGGUAGAAACUUAUGUGGAUCUUCAUAGCCCCAAAGACUGAAAGAGAUGAAAAAAACUGAAAGGAUUGCAAAAUGAAACAUAGUUAGUAGUCUAUUUCUUCAUUUUGCAGAUGUUGAUAAUAUCCAAAUUUAAUGAUCAAAUAGCUCUUGAGCAUUGCGAAGAAAGCCAGGAAGAUUCUGGUAAGAUAUUCUUACAUUUUUCUUUAACCCUCUUUGUAAGUGUUUGGAGGAGGCAAGUGUUGCUGUUAAAAUUUUUGAGUUGAGCGAAUAUAUGAUAUAUUUUUUUAUUUUUUGCCACAGUAAUUUCAGUUUGUUGUUUUUGUACAUGACAGUCAUCCACUAUGGCAAUUCCAUGUUUAUGUAAGAGGAAUAUUUGUUUUUGAAGUUACCAUGUAUUUUGUUCAUGGUUAUCAUGCUUCUUUGGGAGAUUAUAAUUUGUAACAGUAUAAUGAGCGUGCAAUUUUUGUUAUAAUUGAAGAAUUUGACCAGUAGUUUAUUGACUCACUGAAUCUUUUUA